UUCAACAUGGGCUUUCAGAGAGACAACAUAUACAAACUAUAUCAGCUUGAAGUCCAUGGCCCAAAAUGACCCUACCAGUGGAGACUCUCUUCUGUAAAGAAGACAACCAGACAGGAGGCUGGGAUGAGCAUGCCACUGCAUCAAGUCUCUGCCAUUCCAUCCCAGGAUGCCAUUGCUGCUAGAGUCCACAGAAGUAAGACCAAAGAAAAGGAGAGGGAAGAACAGAAUGAGAAGACUUUGGGACAUUCCAUGAGUCAUUCAAGCAAUAUUUCUAAGGCUGGGAGUCCUCCAUCGGCAUCAGCCCCCGUGUACGCCUUUUCUCGCACUUCUAUCACGCCAUCCAACCAGGACAUCUGCAGUUCCAGUGCAGUGUUUUCUGAGUGUUGUCACCACAGUCCCGUGCAGUCUGCUGUUGUCUUGAAAGCUCCUCAAUGCCAGAGUUCUCUGACACAAGGGCUCACUGAGACAGUUAUCUGUAAAGACACAUUACAGGCGUCAAAGAGAAAUUUCUUUGGUUCAGAACGGGUCCAGGCCUUGAAGCCUGAUAAGAAUACCCAAGCCAGAAGAACACUAAAGUUCUCAAAGUCCCUGAACGACGUGGGUGAGAGGGCCCAGCAUGCCUUGGAAAGUUUUGACUAUGUGGAAAGAACUUGUUCUGAAGGAAGAUUGAUACUCCCUCAAGAUACAGGUCUCAGAGUUAACAGGUUCCAUCAUAAAGAAAAAAGAACACUGAACUGCAAACCUGUUGGCAAUUCCAAACACUCUUGUGUUUCCUCUUCCCUUUUUGCUAAUCGUUCAUCUGCUUCAGAGGUCGAAGCUGGCAAGAGGGACAUGCACAUCCCACUUUUGGAAGAGAAAACAGAUGGCGAGGCCAUGUCCAGAAGCCGGCGACUGCUCCGGUACCUGUUCUCGCUCUCGCAUGGCUCGAGCACCAGCAGCCUGCACAGGUUCCACGAGCUGGAGAGCUGUGCCAUCCACCUGCACGCUGCCAAGUCCUCCAGCGGGCUGGCGGGGAGCACGGGCUUCUGCUCUGAUGAGAUGGGCGACGAUGAUGUCUUCGAGGACAGCACGUCCACCAAACUCAAGAGCAGGGUCCUGCGGGCGCCCCUGUGCUCAGCAGAAAAGGACAGUGACCUGGAUUGUCCUUCUCCCUUCUCUGAAAAGUGUCCCCCCAUAUCCCCUGUGUCUACGUCAGGGGAUGCCUGCAGGAUCUGCCACUGUGAAGGAGAUGACGAGAGCCCUCUGAUCACCCCCUGCCGCUGCACCGGGAGCCUCCACUUCGUGCACCAGGCCUGCCUGCAGCAGUGGAUCAAGAGCUCUGAUGCGCGCUGCUGCGAGCUCUGCAAGUACGAGUUCAUCAUGGAGAGCAAGCUGAAACCUUUGAGAAAGACCGGGAGCCUCCACUUCUGGGAGAAGUUGCAGAUGACGGCCAGCGAGCGCAGGAAGAUCAUGUGCUCAGUGACAUUCCAUGUCAUCGCCAUCACCUGUGUGGUCUGGUCCUUGUAUGUGCUCAUUGACCGCACUGCUGAGGAGAUCAAGCAGGGGCAGGCAACAGGAAUUCUAGAGUGGCCCUUUUGGACUAAAUUGGUGGUUGUGGCCAUCGGCUUCACUGGAGGACUUCUUUUUAUGUACGUGCAGUGCAAAGUGUAUGCGCAAUUAUGGAAGAGACUCAAGGCUUAUAAUAGAGUGAUCUAUGUUCAGAACUGUCCAGAAAGAAGCAAAAAGAAUAUUUUUGAAAAAUCUGCACUAACAGAGCCCAACUUUGAAAAUAAAGGUGGACGUGGAAUAUGUCAUUCCGACACAAACUCUUCUUGUUGCACAGAGCCUGAAGACACUGGAGCAGAGAUCAUUCACGUCUGAUUGUGUAGAGGGUGUAGUUUUCCUAGACAUCCAUGAAGAGCUGAAGGAAAUUGUUUACUGCCAA
This is a messenger RNA of Galeopterus variegatus (Sunda flying lemur), 1924 nucleotides long. RefSeq names its product membrane-associated ring finger (C3HC4) 8, E3 ubiquitin protein ligase (gene MARCHF8). Gene Ontology annotation, molecular function: zinc ion binding; MHC protein binding; ubiquitin protein ligase activity. Lineage: Eukaryota; Metazoa; Chordata; Mammalia; Dermoptera; Cynocephalidae. The record is from RefSeq and is a predicted model, not a curated record. The coding region runs from base 124 to 1860 and encodes 578 amino acids. Gene Ontology annotation, cellular component: late endosome membrane; early endosome membrane; cytoplasm. Gene Ontology annotation, biological process: antigen processing and presentation of peptide antigen via MHC class II; immune response; protein polyubiquitination. The transcript has 8 exons.